Molecule: messenger RNA, 1018 nt
Organism: Malus domestica (apple)
Lineage: Eukaryota; Viridiplantae; Streptophyta; Magnoliopsida; Rosales; Rosaceae
Gene: IAA8
Product: auxin-induced protein 22D-like
Biological process (GO): regulation of DNA-templated transcription
Cellular component (GO): nucleus
Molecular function (GO): protein binding
Source: RefSeq, marked provisional
CACAUCUUCUCCUCAAGGAAAUCAAUCAAACUUCAACUCCACCUGACCGAAUCAAUCAAAAUCUCUCACAACAAACCCUAAACACAUUUCUCUUUAAAUAUUCACCUUCUGCAAAUUCGUCUGCAAUCUGCAAAACCAUUAGGGUUUUUGUUAGCAAAGUGAUUAAGAUGGAAGACCAGCUAAAUUUCAAGGCAACUGAGCUAAGAUUAGGGUUGCCUGGAAGCUCUGAGGAGCCUCAGAACAAACAAGCAGCAGCAUCUCCUCCUAUGACAAAGAAUAACAAGAGGGCCUCGCCGGAUUCAACGGCUGAGGAAUGCAGUACAAAUUCUGAUCACAUAGAUGCCCCUCCCACCAAGACACAAGUAGUAGGGUGGCCCCCAAUCAGAUCUUACAGGAAAAACAGUUUGCAACUGCAAAAAUCCGAUGUGUACGUGAAAGUAAGCGUUGACGGAGCUCCUUAUCUGAGAAAGAUUGAUCUCAAGAUUUACAAUAGCUACGCGGAACUCAUCGAGGCCUUAGAGAAGAUGUUCAACCUAGCCAAUAUUAAUGGACUGGAUUUUGCUCCGACUUAUGAAGACAAAGAUGGUGACUGGAUGCUUGUUGGAGAUGUCCCAUGGAAUAUGUUUGUUUCUUCCUGCAAUAGGCUGAGAAUCAUGAAGGGAUCGGAAGCCAGAGGAUUCACUACUUGUUUCUGAAGGCAUGCAGAAAGAGGGAUGAAUAUAUACACUAUGGAGGCACUUAAAACUCCUUAAAACUACAGGAAAAGACACAGAUAUACAUGUAGCUCAGACAAUACAUUUUCAUUUUUUGUUUGUUUUCGAAAUCGAUAUUUGCUUAAAGAACAAGGUACCGGGACAAGAAACUUAUUCGCUGAGAUCCAAAUUGUAUAUAUAUAUAUAUGUAACGAUAAGAUUACACAAAGUCUAUUAUACGGCAGUUUUGUGUAGAUCCAAAUACAUGUAGCUGUUUCUUCCAUUCAUCUUCAUACUUUUCGUUAAUGGCAAUUUUCAUGAAUUGU